GUGGCGCACACUAUGUAAAUCUGGUGGCGCACGCUUGGCGCACACAGCCAAAGACAGAGUAACAAAUCAGGAAUUUCCCUCCUGCCACUCCUGAGAGCGCAAGCGAGGACAAAAGUGAAGUAGUUCUCCUCAGAGAGGGACAGCCAAAGCGGGAUCUUGUACGCUUAACUUUUUCCCACAGUUAAUCAUAAGGAAAAUAUAUGUUUUUAUUACAUAUUUUCCCACCCAAAAUGAGUCCGGAUCCACCAGUGUUGCACGACGUUCUCUUUUUAAACAUUUCAUGGAAGUAACGGUGCAGCCUGCAGGAAAACGGUCGUUCUUCAGUUUUCCUCGGCUUGGAAUGUUAGUGGAUGGCGUAGGACCGUUUUUAAUGUCAUUUGGACACACGUUUGGAUUAAGUGCGUAAAACCAAGGUGCUCAACUUGGACAUGUGGAAUAACAACGGCGUCUAGAAGGAUGCUGCCGCUUGUACAAUGGAAGUGAAGAACAUUUUCGCUUUGGUGGUGGUGGUUUCUCUACUUUUUUGCUACGGUGCGAGCCAAGAAUUGAGUCUGAAAGGCAGAAAUGUAUGCAAAGCAGGAGGCUCUUCAAGGUUGGUGUGCUGCAGUGGAUGGGCUCAGCUAGGAGAUGAAUGCCUCACACCGCUUUGCGAGGGUAACUUCACCUGCAAGGAAAACGAGGUGUGCGUCAGGCCUAAUGAAUGCCGCUGCCGUCAUGGAUACUUUGGAGCGAGCUGCGACACGAAGUGUCCCGCCCAGUUUUGGGGCCCAGACUGCAAAGGUAAAUGUAACUGUUACCCCAAUGGCCAGUGUGAUGAUUUGACUGGCAAGUGCACCUGCAACCACAACCGCUGGGGGCCCAACUGCGAGAAUGCGUGCAUGUGCCAAAAGGGCAAAUGCGACCAGGACACGGGCCUCUGCACUUGUCACCCGGGUGUCUGGGGCCCACAGUGCAACAACAACUGCUACUGCAGCGUCAACUCGCUGUGCGACCCGAUGACGGGGCGCUGCCUGUGCAGCCCCGGCUGGACAGGUCGGAACUGUGCCAUCCAGUGCAACUGCAACAACUCGCCGUGUGACCAGUUCACGCAGCGCUGCCAGUGCCGGGAGAGAAUGUGGGGGCCGAGGUGUGAGCGGUAUUGCCAGUGUGUCCACGGAAAGUGCAACCAGGUGGACGGCUCGUGUACCUGCACACCGGGGUACCGUGGGAAGUUCUGCAGGGAGCCAUGUCCUGCUGGCUUCUACGGACAAAACUGCAGGAACAAGUGUGGCCACUGCAAAGGCCAGCAGCCAUGUAAGGUGACAGAGGGACGCUGCGGCACGUGCGACAGAGGCUGGAACGGGACACGGUGCGAUCAGCUCUGCUCCAAAGGCUUCUUUGGCGAAAACUGCCAGGAGGUGUGUCCCACCUGCAAGGACGGCCACCACUGUGACCCCAUUCAGGGCAAGUGCUCACACUGUAACCCCGGCUGGAUUGGGGACAGGUGUGAGGUGCGCUGUCCCAACGGCACGUAUGGCGAGAAUUGCGAGAACAACUGCAGCCACUGCUUCAACGGCAAUUGUCAUGUUGUCACCGGAGAGUGCCUGUGUGACCAGGGUUUUUACGGAACCUACUGCAAUAUGUCCUGUCAACCUGGACAAUAUGGAGUGAACUGCAACCAAACUUGCUCUUGCCAUGACAAGAACUGCGACCCCGUAUCUGGUGCCUGCUAUCUUCAGCCUAACCAACGGAUGGGCGUGAUUGCGGCAGGAACCCUGGUCUCCUUUUUGCUGAUCGUCCUGCUUUCGCUGCUGUGCUGCUGCUGUCUCUGUCGACACAAGGAUGACCACAACAAAAAAGCCAAGCGCAUCCUGUGCGGACGAUUUAGCCGAAUCAGCACUAAACUUCCCCGUAUUCCACUGAGGAGACAGAAGCUGCCAAAAGUUGUCGUAGCCCACCACGACCCCGAGCACAACUUCAACUGCAGCUUCAUCGAGCCCCCCUCUGCGGCCGAGCAGCCCUCCCCUUCCUCCUGGUCCUCUCAGGAGUCCUUCUCCUCCUUUGAGAGCAACGACGAGGGCCCAGUUUACUGUGUGCCCCAUGAAGAAUCUGUGAAUGAAAGCAAGGACAUGCGCAGCCCCAGUCCAGAAACAGACAAGGCAGAAGCUGCUCUUAAUGAUGAGGAUGCUGGAGAGUACACCUCCCUUAAGGACACUGGAGUCACCAAACCAGAAGGCAGUGAUCAACCUGUGCUGAAGUCUUCAGAUAGUGAAAGCUCUACCAGUGGAUCAGAGUCUGCGACGGCGACCCUCUAUGCUCGCAUUGCCCGUCUCUCUAAGCAGUCCAGAGAGGAGGAGAGUAGUGCCAAGGACGGGGAGACAGCUACCGAGUACAAGCGCAACGGAAAGCCACCACCAUCACCCGGUAAACCCAAACCACGACCACCAGACCCAUCAACCAAGCCAAAGGUAUCGUGGAUCCAUGGUAGCACGACAGGAACUCCCCAGCCGGACCAUCAAGGGCAGAGUGGCAUGAAACCGCUGGCUGUUCCAAAGGGAAAAAAGAGAAGUUCCAGUGAUGUGUCAGCCAAAAGUGAGGAGCAGCAGAAAGUAAAGCAGAAGAACAGCAAUCAGCAUAGGAAGCAGGAGGGUGACGCCAACGCAUCACCUAGAAAGCAAAAACCUCUGCGAGGCAAGACGUCUGGGGAUGAGCACAGCAGUCCCAGUCACAUGGAGCACAUUAACGGUGUGGUUCAGAACGCCCUCAGGAAGAUUAGCAGCUUCCACAGCUCUUCAUCUGAGAAGAAGAGCGCUGAAAGUGCGAAGGAGACCCCCAAGGAGCCCCCUAAGAGCCCCAAAGUAAUCCAUCCUCAUAUGAACUCGGAGGCCGCCACCCUCCUGGCUGCUCAGCUCAAGGAGAAAACCCAAAGCAUCAACAGGAAUGAGGGGACGGGCCUGACCAAGACCAACGGACUCUCAACACCCAAGGGAACCCGGGAGAAGCCCACACCUCCGCAGAAAGCCAAGAGGACCCCGUCCACUAGCUUGAACCAGCAGGGAUCUACUAAGCCCCUACUACCCACCUCCAGCAGCCUCCAAAAGAUGGUGGCGCCCGUCACCACUGAUCAAGGGACCCCCGAAGCCAAGAGCCCGGACAAGCAGGACUUGAACGGCUCAAGGGCAGGGGACGCGAUAGUGGAUGCCACACCGAAGAAGACUCCCAUUAAAAAGCCACCGAGGAAGAAAGGCAAGGAGGCUACUUUGGAUACUCCAGAAAUCAAAACACCCCAACCAAAGACAGCCAUCAUGCCGCCACAGAUAGUCAAGUAAGUGGACAAUUUAGCAAAAACUGUACGCAAUGUAAGAAACAUGGAUUUAUGGGAAGGUGAACUAAGUAUGCUAUGAUGACCCACAGGUCAUUCAUCCGGAACUCUACGUCUCAUCAUCCGUCUCAAACCGCGAAGCUUGACUAAUGCUGCAUUUGACAGAACUGGGUAGUGUGAUGAAGGCCAGUUGGAGUGGAACUCGUCAGUCUAUUGCGUCCCAAUUAAGUAUCCCUAAUUUGCUCCAAGUAGAAACAAUAACUUCGAGUGGCAUUCACUUGCUCUUUUUUCUAUUCAGAAAUGUCCAAUUUCCCGUUUCUAUGAAAUGCAGCAUUCGUCAGACACAACAGCUCUGCAGAUUUGCAUUCGUGAAUACUCUUCUGUGGUACUAAUUCCUCCGCAAGCUAUUUUUUUCUCGGAUUUUAAUGGGCCAGCUUGCACAGACACCAUUUUUAUACCUUUUAUAGACAACUACGGUAAAUGAUUAUGCGGUACUAUGAUAGCGCAAACAACAGCAACAUAACUAUUCUUUAGGCAAUGGAACAAAACAAAAAAAGAGGACACCUUUGGACAAAACAGAAGUCUCGGUUGCCUUCCACACCGUCCUGACUUGUAAACACAGAGAGCACAUACGUUCCGGUGAUGUAUAUUGUUUCAGUUGUUGCAGCCAUGAAAACAAGUCCAACCAAGUUUACAGAGGUGAACCAGAGAAUAACUGUCAGCAUCCGACAAGCACCAAAUCUCUAGAAUGUUGCUCUCAGGGUCACACAUCAACAACAUGUUAAGCUGCAAUCCCAAGCUGUUCUCGGUCUCCACUUUUUUUACUUUUUUUUUUUUUUGGUCAUGCUUAUGAAUCGAUUGAAACCCUCCAUUUUCCAAACCACAGCCAUCUGAAGUUAGCGCAAGCUUCAUUUAAUAAAAUAUCACCUCAGUUUACAGUCUACAGAUGCGAGUCUCAUAACGAAAAAAAAUGAAUGUGAUUGGAUUAUUAUCGAGGGGAAAAAAACAUCAAACGUAUUGGCCAUAAGGAUCACAUCGUCGUGAUUUCAUGCUGAAGUAACAAGCUGCUACUAACUGGUAGCGUGUUGAAGUGUGCCUUGACUGUGGAUCAGUUUAAGCAAAAUAAACGUUUGUGAGCUAGUUUGUUUGUCGAAGUUAGCGUUGCAGGUACUUUAACUGGAAUGAUUCAUGUUUUUCAAGCGGAAACAGUUCAUUGUUCAGGGUGGGUAGUUUUAUUGAAAGUUUUUUAAGGUACAAGUUCUUAUGUUACUUUUGCAGCUUUAAAAAAAAAAACUUGUAUACAUUGUGUACUUUUUACUCAAUCCUUGUAAGCUGUGCUUAUAUGACCCUCUGUGUUUUUUUUCUCUGUGUGUUAGUGAACCGGCUUUCAUGUUGUUCAUGUUGUAUGUUAUAAUGGAGUAUUGGGGCCACACUGAAAAGAAGCAAAUCGAGAAAAAAGUUGCAAAUUUACAUUAAUAAAGCCAUAAUUCAACAAGAAAAAGUAGGAAUUUUGAUUUGUUCUUGAAGUCAUGAAUUUUGUAAGUGAGUGUGAACAUUUCCACAAGGAGCUUUUUGCAUUUAUUCUCUUAAGAUUACAACUUUUAUUUCCAAAAAUUACAACUUUAUACAGCGCUACCUCAGUUUUCAUUAUUAAUCCAUUCCAAAAGGUCGGACGGAAGGUGAAACGUACCAAAACUGAAGCAAAAUCCAAUUAAUCCAUUCCAGACAGCCAAAAUAUGAACACAAACAUACAUUUUGUAGAGAAUAAUUAUAGUUUUACAUGCUGAAAGCAAUGCAAAAAUAAUUAUAAAUGACGAAUGUAAUGGAUGAACGAACAUUUAUCACCUUUUUUAUCUUUAUUGGAGACGGAAGAAGUCGGGAAGGCGGCGAGGAGCAGAGAGGGAGGAGGGGAGGGGAGAGAGAGGAUGGGAUCCACAUACCAUGUGAUCUUCGCCGGGAUAGAACUUACUGUCGAUGCGGCAAAAGCACUAGUUUGUGUAACAUUCUCAUUUGCGUUUUCCAAAUGAAAGAGCUUAUUAUUGUGUAAACUACGUAUUGUGAGAUUUGGUGUUGGCUGUGUGAGCAAAGAAACGCUGGUAAUAGUCCGUCCAAGUCUUCAUUAACGCCACAAGAUUCAACUAAAAAUAGCCUAAAAAAAUAGCUUUAUACGUAAUAUUUGACUAUAACUGAGACAACGUACAAAUGCAGAGAUAAAACAUUUUUCAUUUGAAUCAUACAAAAACCGGGGUGUUGAAAAGCCGAGGUUCGACUGUACUUAUAAGAUUUCAACUUUCUUCAAUACUUCAAAACAACUUUCUUCUUAAGAGACAAUACUGCCUGAAAAAAUAAAACAAACUUAUUGUAAUAUUAUGUUUUUUUCUUGCGAUAUUACAACUUCAUUCUCAACUUCAGAUCAUUGUUUCGUCGGUGUGGGCUUCAUACUCUUUUGUGGCAUUUUGCUUAUUUUGGACUCUUUUUUUUUUUUUUUCAUCCCGUCCUGUAAAGUUCUCAUAAUUGUACUCUGUUGAUGUUAUUGUGUAACUGCAUGAUGCAGAGUGUAAUUAUAAGGCAUUUUUCCAGGAAAACUGUAACCUCCUUGCCUCCCCCCUGCUCAUUACAGGAAGGAUUGUACAAUACUAUGAUACCACUGAUGACACCAUUGCAUACAUAAAACCAUAACCUUUGUGUAAUAAUGAAGUGGUAAUAUGAUCCUGCCUGUUCUUUUUAUCGGCCUGCAUUUGGACCUCAAAAUGCUGCAACACGGUUACCAGCGGUAAAGUGUAUCUGUGUCCCUCCGUGGUUUGUUUUUAGCAUAUGUGUGUGUGGUCAUUAAGCUGGUUUGUUUUCCUCAUUUACUUACCUGGAAUAAAAAAAAAAAAGAAAUACAAUGUUGCUACUGUGAGACCAAUUGUUGCUCUGUACAGAGCAAGGACAUUUGGUAACUUGACUAAUUCUCUGGGCCUACUAUUUCAAAUUCCCAAGUAUUAUUGAGUGUAAUUCAUUGUGCCUGACCCAUAUUCAUCUUCGGGACAGCUAUUAUUCCAAGACUAGAACAUCUGUGCAGUGGAAAAAGUACAUAUUGACUCAUAAUCCAAUAAACGUUCAAUUGUGUUUCAUCCUUGAUAUGCGACCCUUCCCGUGGCUCUGGGCCACAGGGUCCCAGAGUCGAUAGGAAGCCCUUCAAAGAAGCAGAGAAAACCAGGGGACUGUUAGUUUGGAUCAUUCCGCAUCAGGGACAAGAGCUCCUUUCACAAAGGAAACAGUGGAAAGUCUGUAGUGGGACUUAAUCACGCGCUGCAUGUAUGUCGUCCUUAGAGGGACACCACUGACAGCACUAAAGGAAGAGGAUGCGUAUAAGAAUGGACACGGGGGAGAGGGUCAUGUGAUUGGUAAUCAGGGCCUGUAGGCAACACAGCUUGUUUUGGACUCACUUUUUUGUGUUUUGAUGUGUUACAUAUGCUCUUUUGAAUAUGUCAUCAUUUAUUUAUACUAUGUAGUAUCCUGCACUACACAACAGCCACAGAACCAAUGAUGUAAUAGCGGUAAGGAUCAACCAAGCUGAGUAGCACAACCGAUAUUUUAAAGCACAUGCAGAGGUAGAUAAACCUACUGCGUGCUGACCACUCAUGUUACUUGAAAAGCCAUUUGUGGAG
This is a messenger RNA of Dunckerocampus dactyliophorus (ringed pipefish), 6954 nucleotides long. RefSeq names its product scavenger receptor class F, member 2 (gene scarf2). The coding region runs from base 474 to 3308 and encodes 944 amino acids. Gene Ontology annotation, molecular function: scavenger receptor activity. Lineage: Eukaryota; Metazoa; Chordata; Actinopteri; Syngnathiformes; Syngnathidae. The transcript is spliced from 11 exons. The record is from RefSeq and is a predicted model, not a curated record.